This is a messenger RNA of Ricinus communis (castor bean), 903 nucleotides long. RefSeq lists its product as uncharacterized. Gene Ontology annotation, cellular component: chloroplast. The record is from RefSeq and is a predicted model, not a curated record. The transcript has 4 exons. NCBI's taxonomy places the organism in Eukaryota, Viridiplantae, Streptophyta, Magnoliopsida, Malpighiales, Euphorbiaceae. Bases 124 to 675 code for a protein of 183 amino acids.
CAAAACCCUCUUCCUGCAAGUAUGGAUAGGGAGUAGUGUCUAGUGUCAAGUGUCGAGUGUCAACCUUCCUAGUUCGCAGUAUUAGUCCCUUACCCAGAAAACUAACACACGCACACACCAGCAAUGGCCACACUCUCUACCUUCUCGUCAUCUCUGCACUCAAUUCCUAGACCCAAUUCUCAAAGAAUUCAUUCUCAUUCUCUCUCCUUUCUCCAUUUCCAAUCCCAUGGAUUUUCCAGUUCUUUCAACAACAUUAUAUUAAAAAACACCACAAAGGGUAGGACUUCAUUUUUCCAUGGAAUUAGAAAAUUAAAGUCACUUGAAGAGGACACCCAAAUCUCAGAAGAAGCCCAAGUAGAAGAACAACCUGAACAACAACAAACGGUGUCUGUCCCUGUCUCUCCUUCUGACACUCUUACCAUGUUCUUUCAGGCAGAGGGAACAAUGAAUGAAACUGCUAUUCCUACUGUGACCAAGGCCUUGGAGGGAUCUGAGGGCAUUACAGAUUUGAAGGUUCAAGUCCAAGAGGGUAUUGCAAGUGUUGAGUUAACAAAACAAACAACCGCGCAAGCUACAGGAGUGGCUUCUAGUUUAGUUGAGCUCAUACAAGGUUCAGGUUUCAAGUUGCAGACAUUGAAUUUGAGUUUUGCGGAUGAAGAGGAUGCCCUGGUUUAGACCAUGCAAUUUUUGUCAGCUGGAAAAGCAAGAAACAUAUGUACUUUCUACAUUCUAUUUUCUAAAAGUUCCAUGUAUUCUUGAUGCAUAAGCUUGGACGUAAAUUUAUACCAUUGAUCGACAGUUGUUGUAGGCUAUAAUUGAAUGAUGAUCUUGAUUGAUGACAUUCUGUUUGAACUGUUUUCCCAUUGGGUGUAGUAUUCUGCACUUUAUGGUUUUGUUUCGGUA